This is a messenger RNA of Paramecium sonneborni, 445 nucleotides long. The record is from the annotation of a GenBank genome assembly. Lineage: Eukaryota; Ciliophora; Oligohymenophorea; Peniculida; Parameciidae.
AUGGGUUUAUGCUCUUCAUCUUAACAGAAACACCCGAGACCACUAAUUAGAUUAGUAAAAGUUGAGAUGGAUAAUAAAGAGGUUAAUUAAUAGUAUAUCUAAAGUCUUUGGAGAAAGAUUAAUGAUUAAAUAGUCUUGAUUAAAAAUAACCAUUAGAUUUCUUUAAAACUAUUAAGUUAAACUGAUAAAAUCAACAAUUUCUUAUUAUUAAAUGAAAGAUAGAAUGUAAACCAAAGCAUUUUGUCCUUUUUUAAAUUAUUUGAUGAAUUUUAAAUUUAAUUUGCAGAAGAAAUAAGGCUUAAUGAAACAUUUUGGAUGGAUUAAUCAGAUUUAUUGAGAAAUUUUGAUUAAUUAUGUGAAACUUUUGCUGAAAUGGGGUUUUGUUCAAAAGGUAUAGAAAUAAAUUUAUAUUAUAGUUUUAACAUAAUCCUUAACUAAAUAUUGA